AUGUCUUCACAAUCUCACAUCCCGUACGCAGUGCGGGCGAGCCGGCAUAGCAAUCCACUAGCUAGACAGCUAUUCCAAAUUGCAGAAGAAAAGAAAUCAAAUGUUGUGGUUUCCGCUGAUGUAACCACCUCGAAAGAGCUGCUAGACCUGGCCGAUCGCCUAGGACCCUACAUCACCGUUUUAAAAACCCACAUCGACAUCCUCACCGACCUCUCCCCGACGACCCUCACCAGCCUAAAAUCCCUCGCAAGCAAACAUCGCUUCCUCCUCUUUGAAGACCGCAAAUUCGUCGACAUCGGCAGCACCGUCCAAAAGCAAUACCACGGCGGCUCCCUCCGUAUCUCCGAAUGGGCUCACAUCGUGAACUGCGCCAUGCUCGCUGGGCCCGGCAUCGUCGACGCUCUGGCGCAAACUGCUUCAACCCCUGAGUUCCGCAGUGUAUACGCUAAUGAGGUGGAGGGUGGUCGCGCCCUGCUGAUACUUGCGGAGAUGACAUCCAAGGGCUCGAUGGCGACGGGCGCUUACACGCAGCUCUCCGUGGAGGCGGCGAGGAGGCAUAGGGCGUUUGUGCUGGGCUUUGUGGCUACGAGGGCGCUUAAUGAUGUGCUGCCUGUUUCUACGGUCGAUGGCGACGAGGAGGACUUUGUUGUCUUCACGACUGGGGUGAGUCUAUCGGCGAGUGGGGAUGCACUGGGGCAGCAGUAUCAGACUCCCGCAUCGGCUGUGGAGAGGGGGGCGGAUUUUAUCAUUUCUGGUCGCGGCAUUUAUGCGGCGGAGGAUCCGCUGGAGGCUGUUCUGAGGUAUCGGGAGGAGGGGUGGAAGGCGUAUUUGGAGAGAGUGAAGGGGUGGAAGGCGUGA
Paracoccidioides brasiliensis Pb18 is the source of this 858-nucleotide messenger RNA. Its product is annotated as orotidine 5'-phosphate decarboxylase. The coding region runs from base 1 to 858 and encodes 285 amino acids. The record is from RefSeq and is a predicted model, not a curated record. Gene Ontology annotation, molecular function: orotidine-5'-phosphate decarboxylase activity. The transcript is spliced from 2 exons. Gene Ontology annotation, biological process: 'de novo' pyrimidine nucleobase biosynthetic process; 'de novo' UMP biosynthetic process. Gene Ontology annotation, cellular component: cytosol.